CGAAAUGAAUAACUUCUUAUAGCCGAUCGACCCGGCACGUCAUAGUGUAAAAUCUUGCACGCAACACGCUUUCCAAUCAGUUCGUCCGCGAGUGACGGAAAAUAUUCAAGUCAUUUCCAUCUCUCGACUCAGUCCUGGCCUCGCCGUCUCGUCUCUCAUGGAUUGUGUGAAGUAAAAUGCGAACUCGGGAAUUAUUACCCAUGCCUGGAAAGUAAUCAUUUAUCUAAAGCAGAACAUUAUUCAUUCAUGUAUGGUUUUAGAACCCGCAAUGACUGUGGUAGCUGACAGCAUGUGUAAAAUAUUCAUCACGGCCUAAUUGGAAUCUGCACCAUAAAUCUGUGCUCUGGCGCUCUCUCCCUUUUACCCUCAACCUGCGCGCCGUCGUUAUCAUCUUUCCCCGAUGGUUAAGCUUAAUACUUCCUAGCCCGGACAUAUAAAUCUCGUGAGGCAAAGCACAAUGUUUGUGUUAUGGGAUAUUAAUAUGGCUGACGGCAUCGUGGGAACACUCAAUGAGCAGAAUCUCGCCCAUCGAGACUUCAAGAACCUACAUUUCUUGGAAACGGAAAGGUGUCUCUAAACUCUGGAUCUCUCAUUCUACAGGAGUUAAACCGGGACAUGGAAAGGACAAACGGCGACACAUUGCGUGGAAAUAAGAUAAAUCCAGUGCCUUUGAUCGGGCCCUACCCCGCAUUGCAAAAUAAGACAUCACAUUAUUCACAUGGAAUUUCACUUUACUCGGAAGUUGGACACCUUUCCUGUAUCGUCGAAGUUUGUGUUAACUUUAAACGGGAUACUUAUCCUGGUCUAGGAGUCACAGGAGUCGCACUGAUAAUCGUAUUCACCACCCGACCAUCUUUCAAACAUGUCCGAAUCGACAUCAGGACCCUAGUGCCUCCCAUCGACAGAACCACCACGGCUCCAUUAGCCCCCAGUCAGUCCGACUUACCACCACCACCAGGACAAAUGUACCCUAAUACCAGUACCCCUCACGCGACCACGCCCUAUGAUGACUACACCCCGACUUCAAACUCUUCAUCCCUCUCUACCCUUAAUGACUCCUCCAUUCUUACAACAACAGUAGUACCUUCCAAUACCACGGACGUCUAUACUUACAGCGACACGGCAACGCUUUCGGAUUUCCUUAAUUACACAGAAGAUGGCAAUUCUACGAUUGUUACGUCACUGGUGACGUCAUUUGUCUCCAAUGAAACGCUGGGUGAUAAUGCAAGUCACGUUGGCAUACCUGGGGAUGUUAUUCGACAUCCCAACAAAGGAGGUUUGUCCAGAAGUUAUAUUGUGCUUAUUACGUCUCUCUCAAUCGUGAUUGGUUGUUUCGCUUUCACUGCUCUGCUUCUCAGGAUAGGGAGUAGGGUGAUGAAAGCGAGGAAAGAGGCUGAGGAGAGGAGGAGAAAGAGACGGCAUGCCUUAAGAAGAAACCAGGGAAAGCGUUCUCCUCAAAUCACCAUCAAACAGAUUCGAGUACGAAUAGAACCUGAUAAGAAAGGAAAACGAGCUCCCAAAGGUGUCACCAAGCAGAUACGGGCACAACCGAAUCGACUGAGUCUCCGGCAGCGGCAGGAAAGAGAAGCUGAGACAUCUUUCAUUACAUUACCUCAGACUUCCACAAGAACUAACAGUGCUCUACUAGAGAUCGGCACAUGUACAACUGAUGUUGUUCUCGGUAAGGGAAUGGUUUCCACGCUCAAAGGGGACUCCUUUACAUCAGAAACUGAACUUCUUGAAUCCUUGGAUCAACAGAAAAUUAAACACCGUGACAACGAAUAUGACAAUCCCAUCAUGAAUUUGAAAGACCCCGAUGAGGAUAUUGACAUGAUUAAGAAUGCUCGAAGAACGAGCACAGAGACGGAUACCCUGUUCACCUCUGAUACUAGUAAUGUUCCAAGCUGGAAUAAUUCACCGCUUCAUUUUAUCAGCGGUAGAGCUGUAAGACGAGCAUCGUCGCCUGAAAGGACAUCAUUGUCAGGUGCGAACGCGGAAAGGGAUUCUGUCUUCAGGGAAAGCUCAGAGUCCGGUAGCAACGGUGAGGUGCAUCGCCGGAUCAAACUGUUGCGAAUGCAUGGCCGGAGGAACAGUGGUAACAACUCGAAAGAUUCUGGAUACGCAGGUGGGAGUUUUGCCUCAAACGAUAGUUCACGUAAUCUUUUAGCGUACAAAGAUUUGCGCGAAGAUCAGCAGAAACGGGAAAAACCCAAUCUGGGCGUUAUGAAAGACGUUGAUAAUACGAGGGAUACUACACCUGUUAUAUUUGAAAUGGAGAGUGAAACGGCGCCUCUUGUUCGUCUCAACAGCACCCGACCAUUAAAUCCCCAGCAGCCAAGGCGUUACAGUCUUCAGGUACCCCCACAACCUUCUUUGUACCAUGCCAAUGUGAUGCGUAACAACAGCCACCCGUACUACCAUCAGGUCCGACCUGUGAGGCGUAUAGUUGGAUCAUCAGUGAGAGGGAGAAGGAAUCCUUUGCCAUUCUAUCCCCGAGAUAUCCCAAGGCAUGAACGGUACAAUGAAUACCCAUACAUAGUGGACUGCCCGCCGCUUUACUACGAAGACUCUUACUUCAAUUUCAACGAGCCUUCGGAACAUCCUGCAAGGACACCUCGUAGGACCAACAACCCACUGUAUCGUCUACCUCCACAGGAGAAUCAGCAGUACUCGCCAAACCUCUUCCCAUCUCUUUCUUCCUUUCCAGUGACUCCCCAGCUCCAUCAAGUACCUCACGACCAGAUGCAAUUUGUAAAACGCAGGACAACCUCAACCCAGACACCAACCGACUACAGCCCAGAUACUCCCCCAGCUAGCCCGCCCUCUGCGCCGUCCAUCAUCAGAUGGCACAGGGAAGGGCGGUCGUUCGUUAUAAUGCCUCGUGAGGACAUGGCUCUUGAUUACCUCGGUCCGAUCUACUUAGCGGAAUCCAUGAGUGACAGUGAUCAAAGCCUCGAUGAACCUACGGCUGUAGCCAUUGCAUCAGACUCUGAUACCACACGACCACCGCAGCAGCCCCAAGAAGGACGCGCCACGAACUCUGAAACAGACAGUAAUCAGUCGGAUAGGUCAGAUUCGAAUGAUGACGAAGACAGCACGAAGACAUCCUCUAAAGAUGAGGACAGUAUAAAAGAUGAAAAAGCACUGCUCUUGGAGGCUAAAUCUGAUUGGAUUCAUGAUACACAAUUAUGAAGAUAUAAACCAGACUUAACCAUGAUUUUUUUUCUCUGAGUAUCCUCAAGUAUAUCACUCUUGUUGAAGUUAUUACCAGGAAUAGGUGAUUUCACUGAAUGUGGGCAGUAUCAUAGCCCAUUAUGUUUUGUGGCACAUAAUCUUUGUCAUUUCGACGACAUAGCGUUUGUAUACAUAUAGCACAUAUGUAACCUUUCCUGCACAAUCCCCAGAUUUACUGCAUUCUUGUAAAACUGAAAUUAUCAAUUACUGCAUUCUUGUAAAACUGUGAAAUUAUCAAUACAAAUCAGUCGAGAUAUCCAUGGGGGGCGGGCAACGGAGAUGAUAUUGAUAAUAUUCUAGGGGAAAUACCUCUCACACCUCUAUAAACCUUCAUGUUAUGCUACCUAUACAUAGAGAAAAUGUAGGAUUUUUAUUGUUACAGAAAAAUGCUUCAUGGAGGUAUUAACCAACAUUGGGUAUUUCUUGUGAGCAUUUUUAUUUAUCCAGUGUGAUGAAAAUUUUGCCCGCUCUAAAGUAAUUGCUCAUUUUUGUUCACAUUACUGGACAAUAUGCUUCCCGCAUUGGAUAAAAUACUGCCCUAAAUGGUUGGACAAAAAAUGACCCUAAUGCUAUUUAAAAUUUUACCCAAUGUUUUUUUUACAGUAAACAGGACGUGGGUAUUAUCUUUUGGUGAAGUUGACCUUGGUCAGGGAUGGUGGAACCUGCCAUCUAAAAAGUGGGAUAUCAUGCUAAUGCUUGGACACAAGGCACGAAAAUUAAAAGGGGUUGUUUGUUUUUUCGGGGGUCACUUUUCGUUUAAGAGUAGGUUAAAAAAUAAGAAACUUCUUCUUAGCGACAGGCGAAUCCAAGAGAACCCGCGAAAAAUAUGCGAAGCUUCCGAACAUUUGAGCGCACGUUUUGGGCACCCUUGUCGCGUCCUUAAAAAAAGCCUUCGCAAAAUUUCCACGAGCCCCGUGAAUAACACGCCGUGGCGGAGAAAGACGUGUUUCCCCAAUGAAUCGGGAUUGGUGACACCAUUCAAGGAAAUUCUGAAAAAAAAACACAGAUGGGCAUCAUGGUUGAUUAUACAUUACCAAACGUCGAGGUAAAUGUGGUACAAUAGCGAUAUGGUUUUUAUCAUUUGGUCCCUUCUUUAGGUAUGACUGUGAUAAAAACGUUCGGAACUCUCGGGAAAAGAGUUCUAGUUGCACUCCGUUGUGAAGUUUGUGUAGUGACACAUUUGCUGUUUUUUACCACUUGUCUUUCGAAUCUACAAUUUAAUGUCGGGAUAUUUCCGGAGCAUUUCCGUAAGAACAACCGGCACUUGUUUAAAUUUCCGUUCAUAAUAAGUUUAUAUUUCGGAAAUAUUGCCGUAUUUUGACCGAGGCGUACAUUAGCAGGGGUCAGUCAAAAUGAUAUUAAUAUACACAACCAAUGGUAAUCACCGCCCGAAAGAAGAACAUCAUUAACCAUGUUAACUUACGUCACAUAAUAAAUAUUUCGUAACAAUUACUUUAUCGAGCAAAGUAAGUGAGAGAGUAAUGUUUUUUCCAGCAAUUGAAUGUCGCACAAUUAAAUGCGUCCUUUCGACGCAAUUUUGCGGCAACUUUAUGUUCAGUAAUAUUGUGAUUAACAUAUAGUCGCGAUAAACAGUACCAAUAAAAUAGAGAUCUGACCACAAGGCGUAAAACAUAAUUUUUAUUAUUUUUUCCAUAUUAUAUAAUUUCAUACUAUAGUAUUCCGAGCAUUAUUCCAAAUGCCAAUGAAGACAAUUAUACUUUCAAUACAAAUUGCGAUUUCUUGAAUAAUCAGGUCGUAGCCGGAUUGCAUAGUAUGCUGUGGACAGAAGAUAGAUAGUGCACAUAAAUCAAUAAAAGUUGUUCUUGUGAAAUUAACCCAUGUAGGGGUUCGCGCGAUUGUAUGUGCCAUUCAUCGUAAAUAUUUUGCAUUUUUGCUGCAUUGAAGCUGUCACGUCGAGUAAGGGUCGAUCUCACUCUUAAUAUUAGGUAGAUUUCGCAACCACUAUGCACAGCAAAAACUGUGGUGUUAACCGGUGUACAUAGAGGACCACAUCAGUUAUUUUACACUGGUGUU
Molecule: messenger RNA, 5268 nt
Organism: Lytechinus variegatus (green sea urchin)
Lineage: Eukaryota; Metazoa; Echinodermata; Echinoidea; Temnopleuroida; Toxopneustidae
Exons: 4
Coding region: 616-3192 (858 amino acids)
Source: RefSeq, a predicted model, not a curated record